Molecule: messenger RNA, 1835 nt
Organism: Durio zibethinus
Lineage: Eukaryota; Viridiplantae; Streptophyta; Magnoliopsida; Malvales; Malvaceae
Product: RNA-binding protein-like protein
Biological process (GO): regulation of DNA-templated transcription
Molecular function (GO): RNA binding
Source: RefSeq, a predicted model, not a curated record
UUUAAAAAUUAUUAAUCUAUCCUUAAUUUCCAAUCUCAAAUUAUAUUAGCAACUAAAUCAUAAACUUCAAAAUUAAAUAAUAAUAAAAAAGUAUUGAAGAAUUUAAUGAAAAUUUAAUGUUACGUAAAUUAAAAGGAAUUAUCUGUAAUAUAUAGAAGAACUUGAGGGAGAAAGUACAAAAUUCAGAAGCACCGGGGGCUAUUUCAAAACAAAAAGAAACAUCGGGGGGCAAAACGAACUUUCCGGAAGUCCCUUUGCAAAAUCGAAAAAAAGCUCUCGCUUCUCACGUAAUUCCACGGCCGAAAAAUCAAGUACUUGGUGCUAGGGUUUAUAUACUUCACCCACACCAUAGUAUCCAAAAUCUCGGCGAUUGGUCAUCAGACAAACGUUCUCAUACAAAGGGGAAGAGAGAGAGAGAGAGAGAGAGAGAGAGAGAGAGAGAGAGAGAGAGAGAAAUGGGGUCUAGAGACAAGGACCAAACGACCUCGCAUCACCAGCCACUCCUAAGCAGCCUUGUUGUGCGGCCUUCGGCCAGCGACGGAGCUGCUGGCGGUGGAGGCGGAGGAGGAGGCCGUGGCGGUGGUAGCGAUUACGAGCCUGGAGAGGUUCGACGCGAGCCGCCUCCUUAUUCUCGCUCUGAUCGACACAAUGAUGAGCCUGGAUAUAGAAUUCGUGCAGGUUCUAGUUCUCCUGUACGUCACAGGGAUGUGGAUCAUCGAUAUGGUUCCAAUUUUGAUCGCUCAGGUGGCCCAUCAAGAAGUCGUGAUUUUGGUAAUGGGAGGGAUCCUGGCAGAUAUCGAGACUCUUCACCUCCUUAUAGUCGAGGACCAGGUGGUGGCAGGCCACAUAAUAGCAGAGGUUUUGAUGGGACUGCAUAUGGUCCUGCACCUUUCAGAGGUGAAGGCAUGACUAGAAAUAAUCCUAAUGUGCAUCCUCGGGAAGGAGACUGGAUAUGCCCUGAUCCUUCGUGUGGAAACUUAAACUUUGCAAGGAGAGAGUACUGUAACAACUGCAGGAGAUUUCGCUAUGCACCUGUGGGAAGUCCUCGUGGAGGCUACCCUGGUCCUCCUCCUUCGCAUGCUCCUCCCAGGCGCUUUCCUUGCUCUCCCAGGUAUCUAUCACCGCCUGGCAGGAAUAUGAAUGGGUUUAGAUCUCCUCCUCGUGGUUGGGCUAGGGAGUUCCCCAGAGACUUUGGAGUUGGUGGUCCACCACCUCCCAGGCAUGAAGGCAAGUUUUCUGAUCAUAGCAUGCGUAGAGAUCGGCUGGAUUAUCUAGAUGAUGACUACAGGGGGAAGAGUAGAUUUGACAGGCCACUGCCUUUGGAUUGGGGACAUAGAGAUCGCGGAAGGGAUAACUUCUUCAAUGAAAGGAAAGGGUAUGAGAGACGACCACCAUCUCCACCUCCACAGCUUCCUCCUCGUGGCAGAUGGCCACGUGAUGAGAGAGAGAGGAGCAGAUCACCAAUCAGGGGUGGUCCUCCGCCAAAAGAAUAUCGUCGGGAUAUGUAUUUGGAAAGAGGACGAGAGGAUCAUCGGGGUGUGGGACGAGAUAGAAUGGGAGACGCAUAUUAGCAAGGGUAGAACUUUUAGAUAUUGGUUUACAUGGAGCUUGUGUUUUCUGUAAACUGAGGGAAGUGUUGACAAGACAGCUAGGACUUAAUUCCAGUUCUUGCUUAUGAUUCCUAUUACCCCCGAAACAUUUGGUAAAUUUGUGAGAGUUGACUGUUAAAUUCAUUAUUGUGCUUGUUGACUUGAAGAAAAAUUCUUGUUAUUAAGUGUAGACUUAAAGAAAAGAGAUUGGAGGCGUUGUUCUUCUGUCUUACCAAACUCUACGUU